UUUGUACUUUGGCCAUCAAGAAUCCUUCACAUAUUUACAGACAGUAGAGAGAGAGACAAAGCAGAGUCCACGGAGUACAAAUACCAUCAUGUUUCAUCUAAAGAAUAUUGUUGCCUUGACAUUACUGUCUGUCUACAUUUGUCAUGCGAAAGCUGGUGGUCUGAGAGCCGCGGACACAUCUAAAGUCACGUUACAGCCAUGGCUGGUGGGACUGGCAGCUGUUGUUGGAUUCCUCUUUAUUGUUUUUGUCCUCCUCAUUGUGCAAAGAAUCUUUUUCAAGAAAGACAAAGAUGAGAAAGAAGAAAUGGAGGAGGAAAACCAUGCAUUUUAUGAAAACAAAGCAGCUGAUUUGGAAGCAAAUGAGGACACCAAGCAGACCAAUUUUUAAUGAGAGUAUCAGAGAGGGUCACAGUCAAGAAAAAUCUCUCCGGAUGUUAUUGCACAGCUUUACACAGAGUAAUUAUUUAUGUAUUAUAAUUUGAGCAAUUUAUUUGCAGAUUAAGUUUGAAGGAGGUUUAUAAAAUGAGCCAAAUGUAAAACCCUUUUGAUCUGUUUUGUUUAUGCAUUUUUUAUUUAUAUGGUGUGUGUUGUUACUUACAUCAUCCACUAGAUGGUACAGCCUGGCCUUCGCUGGGUCAAAGCUUUCAACAAUCAACAUGUGGUAAAACUAUAUCCUAAAGAAUUAAGUUGAGAUUAAUUUUUUGGCAUUUUCACAAUGUAAUAAUUUACUACUAUGGUGUAUCUGAAGCAAACUUUAAUUUUAAACAUUCAUUUAUAAUGAAUUUAAACAUCGAUAAUGUUGAAAGAAAUGAAUACUGGCUCAAUGAGUCACAGGAUCCACAUAAUGUGCUGAUUAACUGGGGUUUGACUUGUAUGACAUGUCUGGGUUCAGCAUGCAUGUAUUCUAAAUGGACAAGGCUAUGAGAUGCAUUAUUCAUUUUGAGUGACAGUUUGGACAUGUAAAAUGCUUCCAGUAAAAUGAUGUAAUGUAUAGUUAUGCUGUGCAAUGCUUGUGAAAGUAGAAAGUAGACUUUGGUCAGUCAACACCUAAAUUAACAAUCUGUGAACAGGAAAACUGGUAGGCUGUUAGUCCAUUAAACUCCUUGAAACAAUACACCCUCCCUACACAUCUACAGUGCCUCCUUUUACAUGUUUAUGAACAUAAAAGCUAAUUUUUAACUUUCAACGUACAUACCCAGUAAAAACUGAACUGACUUUUUCUGUGCCUUCAUCACAGAUACAUUCAAAACAUCUUAUAAUGCAGACAGGUUUCUAUGCAAUGUUUUUAAGCUCACCUGCUUCUCAGUAAAAAAA
This is a messenger RNA of Xyrauchen texanus (razorback sucker), 1314 nucleotides long. It is a transcript of the gene smim24, whose product is annotated as small integral membrane protein 24. The transcript is spliced from 3 exons. NCBI's taxonomy places the organism in Eukaryota, Metazoa, Chordata, Actinopteri, Cypriniformes, Catostomidae. The record is from RefSeq and is a predicted model, not a curated record. The coding region runs from base 89 to 388 and encodes 99 amino acids.